CUUUUAACGUUCUUUAAAGUUGUAAACAGAUUUAUUAAGAGUAUCACCAAAAAUGCAUAAUUUUUUGCGCGUACAAACUACCUAUAUAGUGGGUGUCGCGACGGCUAGCGCCUUUGUGGUGGGUGCGUAUAUUUUAUCAAGAAGCAAGAAGGAAAAAAUACCCAUCAAAUGGAAGGAGGUGGCUUUUUUGGAACAAUUACACUUGUAUCCUUUAAAAAGUGGCAGAAAAAUUGAUUUGGAAACAGCAGAUUGCACUGAUGUUGGCAUAAUGGAAUCCAUUAAGUUUGAUAAAUCUUUCAGGCUAAAAGAUAGAUCUUUGGUUGUAUAUUCUUCCAAAGAUAAGGAAGCUAAAACAGCUAGAACCCACCCAAAAUUAUUAUUAAUAGAAAUAGAAACUACCGAUAUGAACUAUAUUACCAUAAAUGCCCCUAAUAUGCGUACACUAUUCGUUAAAAUACCAAAUAGGGAAGAAAACGAAGUGGUUAAUAUAAUUCAAUUUAAUGGAGAACCCAUUAACUCUAUAGAUUGUGGCGAUGAAGCCGGUCAUUGGUUUUCACAAUACUUGAUAGAAAAAGACGAAGGCAUGAGAUUGGCUUACAAUGAUGGUAAAAAACGAAGAAACGUGGAAAAAUACUACCCCAAGUUGCCAAAGUAUUACAAGAACUUUGGCAACGAAACCACAGGUCUACAUCACGACAUAGGAACUUUAAUGCUUAUGAACCAAGUAUCUGUCGAUGACCUGAAUCAAAAACUUGAUUACGAUAAGCAGAUAUCAACAACACAAUUCAGGCCAAAUUUUAUAAUCAACGGUAAGGAUUUAAAACCGUUUGUUGAAGACGAUUGGGACUGGAUAAAAAUUGGCGAUGUAAUCGUACGAAGCGUAAUGGAAUGUACGAGAUGCAUGAUGACAACUAUAAACCAAGAAACUACUGAAAGGAAUAAGGAUAUGGAGCCACUGAAAACACUCAAUACAUUCAGAAAGACUUCUGGACCCCAGAGAGGCCCUCCAAUGGGCAUCUACCUAAAACUAAUCAAGGGAGGCGAAAUAAAAAGAGGGGACAAAAUAUACGUAGGCACUGACUAAUAAAAAUAUAUCAACG
Messenger RNA from Brassicogethes aeneus, 1100 nucleotides. NCBI's taxonomy places the organism in Eukaryota, Metazoa, Arthropoda, Insecta, Coleoptera, Nitidulidae. The record is from the annotation of a GenBank genome assembly.